Molecule: messenger RNA, 450 nt
Organism: Colletotrichum higginsianum IMI 349063
Lineage: Eukaryota; Fungi; Ascomycota; Sordariomycetes; Glomerellales; Glomerellaceae
Exons: 2
Coding region: 1-450 (149 amino acids)
Source: RefSeq, a predicted model, not a curated record
AUGGUCAACGUCCAUCCAAUCUCCACCACACUCUCAUCCGCGACGUCUCCUCUCACUGUACAAGGGCACCUGUGCCGUCUGUUUGUUCAACGUCCUGUCAGGACGUUCCCGGCUCGUUCGCUGAACUGCACAACGCCGUACGCAUCGGGUCUGGGAAGUCGCGAUACGCAAAUCCCGGCGCUCUAUAAACCAGGUGAUGUAAGCCCGCGAGCUGCCCACGACAUGCGCCGCGCUACUCGUCCCAUCUUCGCCUUUAAAACCCCUACCGCCAGCCAAGCACAGGCUUCCAUGAUCACCAUGGACCGACGACGUGCCAGGGAAAUGGAGAACUCUCUGCCCUGGACCCUGGAUUUUCCCGUCGUCUCGGUCUGGUGGCACGUCUUCGAGUCCUGUUCUGAACUCACUGGGGCGAUCCAGAUGAGUAGCGCGCAAGACAACCAGGGAGCAUGA